Brienomyrus brachyistius is the source of this 3107-nucleotide messenger RNA. Its product is annotated as trichohyalin-like. The transcript has 6 exons. Gene Ontology annotation, molecular function: GTP binding. NCBI's taxonomy places the organism in Eukaryota, Metazoa, Chordata, Actinopteri, Osteoglossiformes, Mormyridae. The record is from RefSeq and is a predicted model, not a curated record. Bases 155 to 2152 code for a protein of 665 amino acids.
GGAGAAAUUUCCUCAUGCGAUUCAUUGCUAAUUUAUUACUAUUACUCAGGCACCACCUCUGUUGAAGACCGCAAAGCACUUUGGUUAAUGGAUUACGAAACAUGUUUUUACUGAAAUAAAAUCAGAGUGAAGACAAAGGUCGUGGAGAGUGAAAAUGGAGUCCCAAGAUUACGCUGCUGGCUUUGUGGACCAGCACCGGGCUGAGCUCAUCGAGAGGGUGAGGGCAGUGGACCCCAUCGGGAGGGGUCUGCUCCCACACAUGAGGAUGCAUACCAGGUUCACCAUGCUGCUGAAUGAUGCCAGUCAGAACAUCAUGAAGAACAUCUACCAAGACCUGGACCUUGGAGGAGCGCCUGCAAAAGAGGCUUUUUACAAACUUCUGAAGGAACACGAGCCUCAGCUCAUUCAGGAGCUGGAGACGGAAAAGGACAGUGGAGAGAUUCAGAGUCACGGUGAAGAGCUACAGCAUCUAAAGGAAGAAAGAGAGAAAGAGAGACAGGAGCUGGAAGCGUGGAGAGCAGCCAGAGAAACAGAGGAAAUGAGGCUUCAGCAAGUGAGAUAUGAACUCCAGAGAGAGAGGGAGGAGGUGGAGAGAAUGAGGGACACGACCCAGAAAGAGAAGGAGACCAUGAACCUGAAGAAGAGAAAACAGAGGGUUAAACAUCAGAUAAAGGAGGAGAAUGAGACCAAGAAACUGAACAGUGAGAGACCGAGUAAAAUCGGGGUGGCACUGAAAAGCCAAUUAAGAAGAUGUCAAACCAUGGACUUUUUAGUUUCAUUUGCCAGUGUCCCUGAGCUCCGGCUGGUGGUUCUGGGGAGAAGUACAGCUGGGAAAAGCUUAAUAGCAAAUGCCAUCCUGGGCAGAGAGGUGUUUGUGUCUGGGACGCCCUCACCGACACAGGUCCAGAUGAGCAGCGAGAUGAAAAUCAGGAUUAUUGCCGGGAGACAGGUGGUGGUGGUGAAUACUCCAGACUGGUUUAGCUCUACAGUGUCCCAGUUUGAGCUGAGGCAGGACGUCAAACACUGCAUGCAAUUGUCAGCUCCAGGGCCCCAUGCUUUUCUCUUGGUCACAGAGAUGCACGAGUAUGGAGAGAUGCAGGGAACAAUAUUAGAGAAGAUGAGGGAGAUACUUGGAGAUGAUUGCUUUCCACACACCAUUGUCCUACUGACUCACACCAGUGAACUGACAGAGAGCAUCACUGGAGGCUUUGUGCAUACUAGCAGCCCAGACCUCCAGAGAAAAAUGACCAGAUGUGGGAACAGGUAUCAUAUCAUCAACACCAGUAACAGGCCUGAAGGUUAUCAGAUCUCCUGGUUGCUGGAGAACAUAACGAAGAUGGUUGAAGAAAACCAAUGGAGCUUCUACAGCAGUAAAAUGCAGAAAGACGUGAUGUCUCAGAUUCAAGAGGUGGAACAAAAGCUUCAGAGGGAAAGAGCUGAGAGGAAACUGAGAGAAGAACUGGAGGUGAAGGAGAAGUUUGAGAAGGAGCUGCAAGACUCUCUGAGGGAGACCGUGAUUCCGGAACAGAAGGCAAAGAUUGUAGUGCUGGAGGAGAAGAUAGUUAAACUGGAGGAACAUCUGAAGGAAGAGAGGGAUGAAGAAAAGAAUAAAGAACUUGAAGAAGACCUGAACAAAGAGGUAGAGCUGAGGAAUGUUACGCAAAACAAGGUUAAAAGACUGAAGCAGGAAGCAGAGAAAGAAAAAAGUGAGCAGGAGGAGAAACACAGACAGGAGAUUGAAGAGAUCAGAGAGGACCAUGAGGCUCAGUAUGAAGCAGAAAGAGAUGUGAUGGAAAUACUGCUACCUGAAAUGUUUAGCAGAUUACAGUCCACAAUAAAAACCAAGAACAAUGAUUUUGAGAGACAGACUGAGGAAAAGAACCAUGAAAUAGCUGUUAUAAAGGAAACGUGUAGCAGAGAGAUAGAGAGAGUGCAGAGGGAGAAGAAUGAAGAGAUGCAGAAGUUAGAGAUAGAGAUGAACAAAGAGAUGGAGAGGAUGAAGAGGAAGGUGGAGAGCAGCUCACAGGGAUCCCCAGGAGAGAAGAAAGGUCAUGGAGAGAUUCACUGGAUCCUGAGGAAGCUGGUCAUAGUGCCACUGCUGUUUGGUUUCCUUUUUGUGCUGAAUCAUAUUUGUGGUUCUUUCACACCAUAAAUGAUCCUGGUCUGCUUUGUUCUAUCCAAUAUGGUCUUUUUUACCUUUUUCCUGGUUGACUGGGGGCUGAGGAGAGCAAUCAGGCUCCUGGGCUGAGGGCGUAUUCUGAGCUAGCAGCCAAUAGCAGGGAUAAGUAGCAGGGAUUAGUCAUUCCAGCAGUCAAUGGAUUUAAUGGCCGCAGUAUCAUGAUAAAACUAUAUAUGCAUUAAUAUUUCUUUAAUGGUGUAAAAUAGAGUUAUUAGGAUGUCCUGUAGCAUGGUGGCUUAGCGGUUAGCAUGGAGCCCCACCCCACAGGGCUGUGGGUCUGAACUCUGCCUCCAGCUGAGGGUGUGAACAGAGCAGAUCUUCCUCCUGUGUUUCUCUGUGUCUUUUUUAUAUAGUUCUUCUUUUUCUUCUGUCUCAGGUGAAAAAAAAUCUAUCAUAAUCCAUCAGAUGGCAGCAUCAUUCCAACAAACUGUGUUACGAAAAAAGAUAAUGUUUGUUGAGUACUAAACGAACAAGAUACAGCAAAUGAAUGGUUUUAGUUUAUGUAUAAAUUGUUUUAUAUGUUUUUUGUCUAUAUGUGUACGUCAGCUUGGCCAUUUCAAAACCUCUUUGAAAGUCGCCCCAGUGUUUGUAGUAACCAUCCAGUAUGCCCAUGUACCAUACCAUACCAUACCAUACCAUACCAUACCAUACCAUACCAUGCCUAAUCAAUAUCUCAUGAAGGCAUUUAACUAAUUACGUUAACUAAGUAAGGUAGGGGUGAAGAAAGACGUGUGUCCAUUGCUGGGUUUCUUCAAGAAGAGGUUAGGAAACCAAGGCAUGUGUUAUAUUAGCCAUCCAAUAAGCUUUCCGUAACAUUUUGGAGAACACAAGGAUUUCUUAUGCUUUUAUUGUAUUAUGGAAUAUCUGUAUAAUUUUUUUUUUCUGAACAAAUAUACCUUUACUGCCAAGAUAAACAGCUUUAAACACA